This is a messenger RNA of Alternaria burnsii, 846 nucleotides long. RefSeq lists its product as uncharacterized. Bases 1 to 846 code for a protein of 281 amino acids. The record is from RefSeq and is a predicted model, not a curated record. The transcript has a single exon. NCBI's taxonomy places the organism in Eukaryota, Fungi, Ascomycota, Dothideomycetes, Pleosporales, Pleosporaceae.
AUGCACCUACCCAAUCUACAAGAGCUAGACUUGGACAUCAUGGGCUCCUUCAAAGAAUGUGGGCUUUCAGAUAUUGUACCAGUAUUGAAGUUACGGGCCGUGACCACUCUGCGCCUCUCCGGUGUUGCAGCGAGAGAGACCGUGGCAAUGUCUUUAGACGACUGGAAGUUCGAGAACAAUACGGUCACUAGCCUGGACCUCUCUUUCUUCGAGCCCCAGGAUGGGGAGGAACUCAGCGAAAAAAUCCGGAUCUUCGCGGCGGUUUUCCGCAACUUGAAAUCUUUGAAGUUGCACGCCAACUACCAGUGGAAUACUCACAUUCCUAUUUUGACUGGCUUUACGUUCCGCUGCCUCGUUUACUCAUUCAAGCACGCCUUCGAGACAACUCUUCGCGAAUUUAGCUUUGGGUACAACGAUGAUUAUGGCCAUUCGGAAGAGUUUGAGGUCUUAGGCCACAGCCUCGGUGCAAGGGAAAUACUGAAAGCAUCGCGGCUAGAGAAUCUCAAGAUAGACACAAUCUGUUUGCAAAAGGCUAACCAAACAAACAAGCUAAGAAGUCUGUUACUUGAACCUUCGUGUCUACCUACGUCCUUACGUACACUAUACGUGCGUCAUAUCGUUGCCCCGGGAAACCUAAAUCCCGAGGAGAGGAAUCUCAUGCACUCAGACGAAGCUCAGUGUUUGUCACAGCUGGUGAAUCUUGCGUCGCGAAGCUCGCGUUUUCCUAAUCUGCAGAAACUCACACUAGCAAUAUUCCUACCUCCAUUUUUCGAAGAGGUUGCUUCCAGAGUUGUAAAGAUUCAAGCCCGGAAAGCUAAAAUGCAGUUGGAAUUAAUGUUCAUGUAA